CAGGCACCGAGCUGGGCCACCGGGAGCCCCACCCAGUGCCCCGCCGCAGGACUCGCCUCCCUCCGCCCUCCCAACCCGUCCGGAAUCCGGGGUCCCUAGUACCCCCGCUGCGUCAUGGAAUCCGCUGGCUUCUUCCGAGGGCAUCGCCCCACCUCCUUCCCGAAAUCGACUUCUGAUUGGUGGAAUUGUGCGUCACUCUGCCGCCCUCCCGCCCCCUCGGGGCCCCACCCCCGGGCCUCGCAGGCCCCUCCUCUGCGCUCCCGCCUCUGCGCGGCUCCUUGGGCUAAUCGCCGGGCGGCGCGCGCCGAGAAGUUCUGGGCAAAGUACUCAGAACUGGCCGCGUGCUGGUGGCGUCCGCCAGCCGGCCCGGGAGAAGGGACCCGAGCGCGACGCGGCCGGUGCGCAGCGCGGCUCCGACCCGGCAGACUGUCUGCAAGUGGCCAUCCCCGCCCCCGACUCCUGCGGCCGGUGCGGGAGCUGUCAGCUGCACGUUGCGGGGGGAUCGGAGAAGCCGGGUUUCCUUCUCCCGGUUCUGUGCGUUAACCCCGGAGCCCGGCCCUGGGGAACUAGGGAGCGUCUCUGGCUGCACAGCGCUCAGAGUUUUUGAAGUGGCCUCUGAUAAUACACAUACUGCACAUGGAAACAGUCCGUAGUUGAGAGAAUUGGAGCACAGCGACAACAGAGGGAAGCCAAGCACAGAGAAAUACUCAUCUCUUGCUACUGAAGAUUAUCAAUGUGAUGACAAAUAAAUGGUUCCAGCAUAAACUGACAGCCAGAUACCAUUGUCCAGCUUUUUGUCUCAUGGAAGCUGCACACUUCAAAUAUGCAUCCAGGUGCAUUUCUGUUGCUGGAUUGGGCUCUGAGCAAUCUGAUGUCCCCUGAAGAAGUGGAUUGUAAAGGCCAUGGAUGGAGCAGGGAAUAGAAAUGGAUACUCUGUUGUGCCAGAGUUUUAGGGUUUCCUUUGGGCCACCCAAAAUGUUUUUUAAAUACUUUGGAUAAGAGCUAAACCACCUGCCACUGGGGACUUCCAUACUCUCGGCUCCCUUGUCAUCUGAUGGCAUUUUGACUAUCUCGAGGCCAAGUGACUUGCUGUCCAUGAUGAGUGAUGAGAAGAACCUUGGUGUGUCCCAAAAAUUGGUAUCACCUUCAAGGAGCACAAGUAGCUGCUCUUCCAAGCAAGGAAGUCGACAGGACAGCUGGGAAGUGGUGGAAGGACUGAGGGGGGAGAUGAAUUACACCCAGGAGCCACUAGUUCAGAAAGGAUUUUUGCUGAAAAAGAGGAAAUGGCCCUUAAAAGGAUGGCAUAAGAGAUUCUUCUAUCUGGACAAAGGAAUCUUGAAAUAUGCCAAGAGCCAAACCGAUAUAGAGAGAGAGAAGCUGCAUGGCUGCAUUGAUGUCGGGCUCUCAGUGAUGUCUGUAAAGAAGUCAUCAAAAUGCAUAGACCUUGACACCGAGGAGCACAUCUACCAUCUGAAGGUCAAGUCAGAAGAAGUCUUUGAUGAGUGGGUAUCGAAACUUCGCCACCACAGAAUGUAUCGUCAGAAUGAAAUUGCCAUGUUUCCACAUGAAGUUAACCACUUUUUCUCAGGGUCCACCAUCACAGACUCUUCAUCUGGGGUGUUUGACUCCAUUUCAAGUAGGAAGCGUAGCAGUAUAUCAAAGCAGAAUUUAUUUCAAACUGGAAGCAAUGUAUCAUUUUCUUGCGGUGGUGAGACACGAGUUCCAUUAUGGUUACAGUCUUCAGAGGACAUGGAAAAAUGCUCCAAAGACCUGGCGCACUGUCAUACCUACCUGGUAGAAAUGAGCCAGCUCCUGCAAAGCAUGGACGUCCUGCAUCGGACAUAUUCGGCACCAGCUAUCAACGCCAUCCAGGGUGGAUCUUUUGAAAGUCCCAAAAAGGAAAAAAGAUCGCACAGGAGGUGGCGGUCCAGAGCUAUUGGCAAAGAUGCUAAAGGAACGCUGCAGGUCCCCAAACCUUUUUCUGGCCCAGUAAGACUACACUCCUCCAAUCCUAAUUUGUCAACACUAGAUUUUGGAGAAGAGAAAAAUUAUUCUGAUGGCUCUGAAACCUCAUCAGAGUUUUCUAAAAUGCAAGAAGAUCUGUGUCAUAUUGCCCAUAAAGUUUACUUCACUUUAAGGUCAGCUUUUAAUAUCAUGUCAGCGGAGAGAGAGAAACUGAAGCAGCUGAUGGAGCAGGAUGCCUCCUCCUCCCCAUCUGCUCAGGUCAUUGGUCUGAAGAACGCCCUGUCAUCCGCCCUAGCACAAAACACAGAUCUUAAAGAACGCUUACGCAGAAUCCAUGCCGAGUCUCUGCUCCUCGACUCCCCCGCUGUCGCCAAGUCGGGUGACAAUCUGGCAGAGGAAAACUCCAGAGAUGAAAACCGAGCUCUAGUUCAUCAGCUUUCUAAUGAAAGUAGACUCUCCAUCACUGACUCCCUUUCCGAGUUUUUUGAUGCUCAGGAAGUUCUGUUAUCUCCAAGCUCUUCAGAAAAUGAGAUUUCUGAUGAUGACUCAUAUGUCAGUGACAUAAGUGAUAAUCUUUCCUUAGAUAAUCUCAGUAAUGAUUUAGAUAAUGAGAGACAGACCUUGGGGCCUGUUCUUGAUAGUGGUCGGGAAGCGAAGUCCCGGAGAAGAACGUGCCUGCCGGCGCCCUGCCCGAGCAGCAGUAACAUCAGCCUGUGGAACAUCCUGAGGAACAACAUCGGGAAGGACCUGUCCAAGGUGGCCAUGCCGGUGGAGCUGAACGAGCCCCUGAACACGCUGCAGAGGCUCUGUGAGGAGCUGGAGUACAGCGAGCUCCUGGACAAGGCCGCGCAGAUUCCCAGCCCCCUGGAAAGGAUGGUAUAUGUGGCAGCCUUUGCCAUAUCAGCAUAUGCAUCUAGCUACUACCGAGCUGGAAGCAAGCCAUUUAAUCCGGUUCUUGGAGAAACAUAUGAAUGUAUUCGGGAGGACAAGGGCUUCCAGUUUUUUUCAGAACAGGUCAGCCACCAUCCGCCUAUCUCUGCAUGUCAUGCUGAGUCUAGAAAUUUUGCUUUCUGGCAAGAUGUGAGAUGGAAAAACAAAUUCUGGGGCAAAUCCAUGGAAAUUGUUCCAAUUGGCACAACCCAUGUGACUCUGCCAGCUUUUGGGGAUCAUUUUGAGUGGAACAAAGUGACCUCUUGCAUCCAUAACAUCUUAAGCGGGCAGAGGUGGAUUGAGCACUAUGGAGAGAUUGUCAUCAAGAACCUGCAUGAUGAUUCCUGCUACUGCAAAGUGAAUUUUAUAAAGGCAAAAUACUGGAGCACUAAUGCCCAUGAGAUUGAAGGCACAGUGUUUGACAGGAGUGGAAAAGCGGUUCAUCGGCUGUUUGGGAAAUGGCAUGAAAGCAUCUACUGUGGCGGCUCCUCCUCUUCUGCUUGUGUAUGGAGAGCAAAUCCCAUGCCAAAAGGCUACGAGCAAUACUAUGGCUUCACACAGUUUGCGCUGGAAUUAAACGAAAUGGAUCCAUCAUCAAAGUCUUUAUUGCCACCUACUGACACUCGAUUUAGGCCAGACCAGAGGUUUCUAGAAGAAGGGAACUUAGAAGAAGCUGAAAUACAAAAGCAGAGGAUUGAACAACUACAGAGAGAAAGGCGGCGGGUCUUAGAAGAAAAUCAUGUGGAGCACCAGCCUCGGUUUUUCAGGAAAUCCGACGAUGACUCUUGGGUGAGCAACGGCAUCUAUUUGGAACUUAGAAAAGAUCUUGGUUUUUCCAAACUGGACCAUCCUGUCUUAUGGUGAAAAAGUAAAGAAGAAAGAUAACGUUAGUGUAUUUCUCCCGUGCUUGCCUUCUGAAGCAGCACAAACCUGUGUUUAUAUAUUUAAAAGAUACUCUAGGAUGAUCACUUGUGCUUAGCUUAGCAUUGUAACUCUUUAAGUCUAUAUUUUCCUCAGUGCGUUUCUUUACAAUUUCAAAUGUUACCCUGAUUGUUUAUAUGAAUGUAGAACACCUUGACAUUUCUGUUUUUAUAUAAACUACUUAAUAAAAAUGAAAGAUUGAAUGUUCAUGUGUGGGUUAAAAAAAGAAGCUUUAACACUAAUUUUCCAAAGGUUAGGGAAGAUUCCAAUUAAAUUUAUGCCUUAUAAAAUUAUGCUGUAGAAAAAAAAUCAACCUCUCCCAGGUGCAUUAAGAAAUAAGAAUAUCCAGGGUUACUCACCCAUGCGUAAGCUACCCAAGUUUAAUUUGGUAGCUGAGAUAUCUUUUUGCCUCAGACAGCUCUUGAAUUGCUCAUACAGAACAAUUCUGCUGGUGCUGCAGUCUGAAGAAUAUUUUCAUUUGCAUUUUAGUGGUUAGGAAGAGGAUAUAAGAUUAAUGGAAUAUAUAUUUUCAUAUAAGACGAAUACAGCACCUUCUUGAAAAGGAAGCAUUUGAACUUGUUCCUCCCUAUAGUUCUAUUGCCUUAUAUGCAAAAUUGUACCCUCUUGCUCAGAGAAAUUAUUAAUAGAAGAAUUCCAAUUAAUUAAAUAUCACAAUAGCAUCCCAGAGAGACAGUAGGAAAUUUCUCCUUAGUGAGAGCUGAGUCCUUGAGAAGUUAAGAGACUGUUUCCUGCUUCCCACCUCACCUCUAGUUUUUUGUCCCUCCGUUUGAUCACCUCCCUGUUGAGUAUGGAAUGUCCCAGUUUAAUAUAAAACAUAUAGUUUAUUCCACACAGCAGUUUGACUUUGUAAAAGUUUAGCAAAAUAACUGAUUGCUUUGGAUAACUCAACAUGUUUUUCUUAAACGCUGUUUUAGUAUUUUCUACCUCUUAAUAAGCACCAUAUUUUAGAUCUUGUAUAAAAAGUUGCCAUCUGCCUUAUAGACAAAUGUAGAGAAUUGAUGUCCUUGCUUUGUGUUGUGUUCUGGUAAAGCUUUAAGUAAGUGUCUUACCCCUUUCCUAUACUUCCUUGUUAUCCAUAUCAUUCUUUUGUGAGUUUUGCAGCAGUCUUGAAUAAUACAGAUUAUAACUACUGAAAGGGAAACCUUUAUCUUUUUAAAUGUGUUAUUUCACAUUACAUUAAUACGUGUAGUAGUUGAAUUGUGUUAUCAAGGCAUUUCCAACUUCUGUCCAGAUGACAUUAAAACCAAAGCCUAAUUGUUAAGCCUUUUAUUCUAAAGUCCAUGGCAAUCCUAUGGAAUAUCAAGUAUAAUGAUGUAGUAAAAAGAUUUCUCCAGAAAACACUUUUAGAUACUUAAAGAAAUUCAGAGCAUAUCGAAUGUUAUGAAUGAAGAGUAAAAUAAUUACAGGAAAAGAAUGCACGAUUUUUCAUUGUCACACCAAAUAACCAGUUGGACAAUAUUGCAUUUUCAAAAUGGAGAGUUAUUUAAAGUGGAUCUGUAGCCUUCUGGAAUCUGCACGUGACUGGCAUUUUAAAACAACUCAUUAAAUAUGGGAUUCAUUUUAUCGAGAUGCCAAGAUGAACACAAUGUGAAUAUCAUUUCCAUUUCUAAGCAGUUGAAUGACACAGUCAGAUUCUUUGGUGUGUGCUUUGUUCUUUCCAUCUCAAGCAUUUAUCCAAAUUCUGCUCACAGAGAUGAGGAAGCAGGCUGUAGAUUUAAGGGCACUCAAGGGGAAAACAAAUGUAGUUUCCACAGUGUGAGGAUAAAUGUAGAAUCUUAGUAAUAUUGGCUGUUAAAUUGGCCUGCUCCAGAGACUGGCUCAAAAAAGAAAGAAGCAACAAAAACAAAAUGUACAGCCUGAAUGGAUGUAGCACUGUCAUGUGGCAUUUGGAAAAUCUUUAAUUAUCCUAAUGUUGUUAUUUCACUUUCCCUUAUGCUUUAUUUUAGAGUCCCAAGGACAACUGGACGAAACAUCACCUCUAUAGUCAUCUUAUUUGAGAUGGGGGUGGGAAUGAAUUAAAAUAUGAUACAGAACUAUAUGCAGAUUUUAAAAUCUAGUCAGUACUAGCAUCUAUAAAGGGCUUUUCUGAAAUUUAAACAGCUUGGUGAUGCAUCCUGAUGUUAUAAGCUUAAAACUAUCUUGAGGGGGAAAUGACUUCUUUUAUCCUUCUGUCCCUUUUCUCAAAAGCAUCUUUCCCCCAAAUGUCUGUCUCUAGGACAUUUUAUACUUUUAAGAGGAAGAAAACAGAAACGUGGCAUCAUUUGGGAAGAACCAAGGUAGAAUUUAAUUUUCUGGACUUUAAAUCUCCUGGUUAAAUAAUGCUAAUCACUGUACCAUUUGAGUUACAUAUUUUAACCUCUUUUUUUUUUUUUCUAAUUAUUCCAUCCAAAAUUUCUAGUGAAUUACACAGAAAUUCUUGGAAAUGGGACUUUGUGCAGGUAACCACCCUGCACUUCAGGCGAUGUUCCUGUCACAGCUGUCGACUACCCCACACUGCAGGAAAUCCAUUCAGAAAUGAGCUAACAGUCUCCAGUGUAGCAGGAGAGCCAAUCAGUUCCCUCCCCAGGCCCCAAAGCACCCCAAAGCUGGUAUUCCCUUGAGUCAAAGGUAUUAAUAAUGAAAGCCUCAAUGCAGCUUCUCCAUGUAGUUCCUCUCCUACAAGCCAGGUGGAUUCUGGUCCUAACUAAAGAGAUGGGAGUUCACUUGAGGGCAAAAAGUACCCAGGAUGCCCAAACAGCCGCACAGGUGUCCUGUGCUUCCUGUGAGACUUCCUGGGGGAAAUAUACAAACUAAUAUUUUUUUAAAUGUUUACUUCAUUUACACUGCUGCUUUUCUCAUAUUCUGCUUUUAAUUACUUGUAGUAAAUCAUUUGCUUGGGCUUCAAGCACUGUCUUCCAUCUGCAUCUUCCAGAUUUGUCAUGAGUGAUCUUGUUCUACUGUUAAAGAUGUCAAGCCUAAAAUAAAAAUAAUAAAGUUUUUAUUUGGCUGUCAAACCUUGAUGUAGCCCCUACUACAUACACUACAAGUUAUGCCUUCUGGCUACUACAGAAUCUCCACAGACCUUUUAGUUACGAGUAGAAGCAAUAAGAAGGUGUCCUUAUGGUCUUAGGAAUAAUAGUUCCAAUGUAUUGGCAUGAUUUGUUUGAAUGUCUUUAAUUUUGAUAUUAACACUGGCAUAAAUCUAUUUUUGCUACCAGAUGAUAGCUAUUUUCAUUUGCUCUAUUUUCCUCUGCAUUGUACUAAUCUGUUACUCAGUGUUAGUCUUCAUUUUUCUGUGUUGGAAAUCUGCGUCAUGUAAAUAUCUGCAAAUCAUGACAGUCUAAAGUGCAAACCAUUUUCAGAGACUUUGGGGAAUGCAGUGAUCAGAAGUGGCUAAUUUAUUUUAUUUCUGAUUAUUUUAUCCAGAGGAUACUUUUUUAAUGGAUAUUUGUAAAUCUUCCACUUAACCACUGAAAAUUAUUUGUUUUAAUCCCACCCUUCCAUCCGUACCUCUGUGCCUCCCCAAAAAGCUCCUAUUAAUUUGCUUAUCCCCGUCAUGUAGCUAGUUGAAUGUGAAUAAAUAACAUGGAAAAUUA
Messenger RNA from Symphalangus syndactylus (siamang), 7412 nucleotides. RefSeq names its product oxysterol binding protein like 3 (gene OSBPL3). NCBI's taxonomy places the organism in Eukaryota, Metazoa, Chordata, Mammalia, Primates, Hylobatidae. The record is from RefSeq and is a predicted model, not a curated record. Gene Ontology annotation, molecular function: cholesterol binding. Gene Ontology annotation, cellular component: plasma membrane; perinuclear endoplasmic reticulum; nuclear membrane.